Molecule: messenger RNA, 3714 nt
Organism: Trichoderma breve
Lineage: Eukaryota; Fungi; Ascomycota; Sordariomycetes; Hypocreales; Hypocreaceae
Product: ribonuclease t2 family domain-containing protein
Exons: 1
Coding region: 1-3714 (1237 amino acids)
Molecular function (GO): RNA binding; FAD binding; ribonuclease T2 activity
Source: RefSeq, a predicted model, not a curated record
AUGCCAACGCUAUGGCCGUAUCACAUACGCCUUACAUUGGUCUUGGUGGCAUUGGCGUGUCUGGUCGCUGGUGCUGCCGCCUCAUGUACCGGUCAUUCGGACAGUUGUGCCUCCAACCCGAUUCCUGACAAGCGCUUCAGUGCCGUCAAUUAUCACGUUGAUACGUGCAACCUUAAGUGGACGCGGGGAUGCACCAUUUUGGGUAAAGACAAAAGCAUGCAGCAGAAACCACCUCCCUUCUCUCUGUGCGAUGGCAAGCACAAGCCUGCAGGGCUGCUGCCUACCGACGGCUACACGCUGGCAUUGCAGCAGAAUGACUUUGCCCCGGGCUCACCUAAAGUCACGUUGCACGGACUGUGGCCUGGUUCCCAAGGUGGGAGUGGAGAAAAGAAUCAGCCCUAUGGCUGUAAGCAUGGUGAAGAAUUCGACGAAUCGUAUCUCACAAUUUUUGGAAGUCUGUUGCAUUACUAUUGGCCGACCGACGCCAAGUAUAACAACACCAUGCAGUGUUUCAUCCUGUCCGAGUGGAUGAAGCACGGCACAUGUGCCGUCAUACCUGGGGCUGACGGCAGUGCGUUUCGCAUGCCACAGGAAGCAUAUUACCGCACAGCUUUCGUGCUGACCAAUGAGUACAACGCCAACCCGGCUCUGCAGAAAAGGUUGAAGGAUAUAGAACCGAUUAUCAGUGCCAGCUGCGUGCAAUGUGCAUAUCUCGCCACAAUUGGCUGGACGGACAACACGGUGAAUAGUGUCCCCAGGAUGUCUCGCGAGUGCAUUGAUCAAUGCUUUGCAUGCAGUGACUCCUGGGCCAACUGCCCUCCCGCCAAUCUCGACAGCACUGUCUUGCUUGAUCCCACCAACGCACCCAUGCCAAUCCAGAAUUAUAGUAUCCCCAAUGUUGGGUUCGGGAUGCCAGAGCUAUCAAGUGACAUAAUCUCUCCCUGGAAGGGCACAUGGCGUUCGUUUGGAGCUGAGCAGCACGGGUCUGGCAAGUUCGAAUUCGCUCAGACUUUUACGGAGGACACUCUGACAGUCACCACUGACAGCCCUUACCCCCAAACGUGUGCUUACGGACCUCGAUCCGACCGAGAAAUUGUCUUGAAGAAUUGUGGUACGAAUCAUCACUUGGAAGACUGCCUGAUCAAGCGACUGCCAGACAUUAGUGGCCUCGAGGUGGCCUUCUUCGCUUGUAACCACACUGGUCUCCCGGCACCUGUCGACUUUUACGCUGCAAUGGACACUCCCAACUGUGGCAACUUCCUCAUGUUUCGCUGCAAGUCGUCUUUGGCCCCGGGCUGUGUCUUCUCGCCCGACAUUAACCCUGCCGCCGCUUCACUGCAGCACUCACCAGUCAGCAAGGCGUCUAAGCCCAGCCCUCUGAGCCCAUAUCAACCGGGCAUUGCCGGUGUGCCUUCAGCACUGCUAGGCAUAUGGCGCUCGCUCCAAGUAUCCAACCACUAUCAAGAGGGCCUGGCUCGAUGGAACUUCACUGCCGACGGCCAGGCAUCACUAGAAUGGCCAAAUUACCCAAGUCGCGGAGUGCAGCGUUACGCAGUCACCCAUUCAGACGAUGGUCACAAUACAAUAUUCCUCGCCAGCACCAGUGGCAGCAUCACCACCUGCCACUUCCAGUUCCAAUAUCAUCCGGUCUAUUCCUACGCUACUCUUCGUUGCGGUGCUCCGAAUCGACUGGCGCCAGAUGACGUAGAAGAAAGCUUCCUCCCGCCGCACACGCAAUGGGCCAUGGGCCGUUGCAACCCAUGCAGCUUACAUUGUUCUUAUUCCUGUGGCCCUGAGAACGAUUACUGCGGAGCUGGAUCCUGCGACCCGGCCAAGUCGGUGCCAUCCAUGCGGUCCCCACAGCCACGCGAUGUAACAGAUCUGCUCCAGAUACGCCACGAUUGGUGCACGCCUGAUGACUCGAGUUGCUGGCCCACCAAGACAGCCAUCCAAGAGCUGGAGCAAGAGUUAGACCCCAAUGAACCACGGCUCGGUCUCAAGUGGGCUAGUUACCCGCAGCCGCAGCCGGCACCAGUGCCGACCGGCUCCUUCAACAACCAAUCCUUUUAUGGCCUGGGAAAUACGGCUACGGGGUUUAAGGCCCUGUAUUAUUAUGAGGAUGUGAAUGAGAUGAGGCGCUCAUGCUUCAAGGCAUCCAGCAACUCCACAGAAUGGAACAAUGUGUCCGACAUGUGCAAGGCGGCUCUCCACCAGAAUGAGUACCGAGAUUGGAAUCCAUUCAUUGUGGUGUUCCCUCUCAACGAGCGACACGUUGCCAGAGCCUUGAACUUCGCCGUCCGUCACCGGUUAUGCAUCUCGACUUCCGGUUCAGGCCACGAGUACAACAGUCGUAACUCCUGCCCGACCGGCGGAAUCCUCAUCCGGACCAUUUUGCUCAAAGACAAAUCUUUCAUCUCUAAGUGGGAGGAGGACCCAGUCCUUGCUCCGAGCGGUGCAUUCAAGUUUGGCGCAGGCGCAGUCUUCGCCGAGAUGCACGCCUUCUCUAAGCAGUAUAACCGCGUCAUUGCGUCGGGCUGGUGCUCCACGGUUGGCAUGGUCGGUUUCCAUCUCGGGGGCGGCCAUGGCCCCUUUGGCCCCUCCAUGGGACUCGGUGUGGACAAUGUGCUGGAGAUUGAAGUCAUGCAAGUCGGUCAGGACGCGCACGGUCAACCGGUAGUCCACAAGAAGGUGGCCAGCCGACGGCACAACCCGCAGCUCUUCUGGGCCAUGCGCGGCGGCGGUGGAGGCGUGUGGGGUGUGAUUCUCUCCAUGACGAUCCGAGCACACGCUGUCCCUGAUGGUGGUCUCAGCCACGUCUUGAUGAUCCAAAACGGCACCUUCUGUCCCGAUUCAAGUCCGUUUGGCUAUGAGUGGCUGAGGGCCAUGUGGAAUCGAUUCUCUGCUUGGACGCUCCUGUUGAAUUCCAAGGUCAGCACGCAGGCAGCAUUCUUCAUCGAUACUUCCAAUUAUAAGACCGGCGGUCUUUGCGCAGUCACAUGGAAAUUCAAUUUCGAAUAUUUCUACGCAGGGGGUGAAAAGGAGCCGAAUUACCGUCUAUUCCGCGACCGACUCAAGUCAGUGCUGGAGGUGACGGCCAUAGAGGAGCGUAACUUCAAGUCGGCCUAUGACUACGUGCUCAGCAUGCCGGCCGACAAAUUUCUGCUCGCCGUCGGUAACCCUCUCCCUGCUCCACACCCGCCUUCUGACAAUGCUACCGGCUCCCAAAAUUCGGUUUUUGUGUCACGACAAGCCAUGGAAACGAAGUUCGCCCCCACGAUGAUGGAGGUGCUGGAUAUUUGCGUGGCAUCCUUGAAGAAUCCUGACACAACUUCGCCAGAUCCAACGGGUCAUCGCUGUGGCUUUCACUACCUCUACACUUCGUUGACAGGCAAUUUGGGGAGUCCACAGCCAGGCGAUACGGCCAUCUCACCUGGCUUUCGCUCAGCUGUGAUGUUAUGGAAUGCGCGUACGUUGACCACCCAACAGUCAAUGCACACUUUGUAUCGCAUUGGUCCGAACAGCUAUUUCUCUGAGAGCUCCUACGUCAUGCACAAUUGGACAUCUCGCUAUUGGGGCCAGGCAUUAUACCAACAGCUGCUGGCCAUCAAGAAAGCGCACGACCCGGGCAACCAUUUGUGGUGCCAUCACUGCGUCGGAGACAAUCCAGAUGAUGCUUACGGAGAUCCACUCAGUGAUGUAGCUGGUUUGGUCUAG